GCCAGAGGCACGCCGAGGGCAGCAGAGGAGGAUGGAGGCCAACAUGAACCUCCUGCACGACGUGGGCAUCCGGACCACACACUGGCUGCAGCAGCACUUCCAGGGCUCCCAGGACUGGUUCCUCUUCAUCUCUUAUGCUGCUGAUCUCAGGAAUGCUUUUUUUGUCCUCUUCCCCAUCUGGUUCCACUUCAGCGAAGCAGUGGGCAUCAGGCUCAUCUGGGUGGCUGUAAUUGGAGACUGGCUCAACCUCGUCUUCAAGUGGAUCCUCUUUGGGGAGAGACCAUACUGGUGGGUCCUUGACACAGACUAUUAUGGCAACAACUCUGCACCAGAGAUCCAGCAGUUCCCGCUCACCUGCGAGACUGGCCCCGGGAGCCCAUCUGGCCAUGCCAUGGGUGCAGCAGGCGUGUACUAUGUCAUGGUGACAGCCCUCCUCUCUGCUGCUGGGGGAGAGAAGCAGUCAAGGACACUCAGAUACUGGGUGCUGUGGACAGUGCUUUGGAUUGGGUUCUGGGCAGUCCAGGUCUGCGUCUGCAUGUCCCGAGUCUUCAUUGCUGCUCACUUCCCCCACCAGGUGAUUGCAGGGGUUUUCUCAGGGAUGGCUGUGGCCAAGACCUUCCAGCACGUCCGCUGCAUCUACCAAGCCAGCUUCCAUCGGUACCUGGGCAUCACCUUCUUCCUCUUCAGCUUCACCCUGGGUUUCUACCUGCUGUUGUGGACAUUCGGCGUGGACCUGCUCUGGACGCUGGAGAAGGCACAGAAGUGGUGCAGCAACCCCGAGUGGGUCCACAUUGACACCACCCCCUUUGCCAGCCUCCUCCGUAACCUGGGCAUCCUCUUCGGGCUGGGGCUGGCCCUCAACUCCCACCUGUACCAGGAGAGCUCCCGGCUGAAGCAGGGCCAGCAGCUGCCCUUCCGCCUGGGCUGCGUCGCUGCCUCCCUCCUCAUCCUCCAUGUCUUCGAUGCCUUCAAGCCACCCUCGCACAUGCAGCUGCUCUUCUACGCCCUCUCCUUCUGCAAGAGCGCGGCCGUGCCGCUGGCGACUGUCGGCCUCAUCCCCUACUGCCUCUCCCAGCUCCUGGCCACGCAGGACAAAAAGGCUGCCUAAGGCCGCAGACACCCCAGGGUGCCCUCAGGGGCAGCUACCAGGCCCUGGGUGCACCUCAGCCACUGUUUGCUUCCCCCUGAGUCUGCACAGGCUGAUUCUGCACUGGGAGCAGACCAUGGAGGCUGGGCUAGUGGUGCUGCUGGGUGGCUCCCACAACAGGGACCCACAGUGCCAGUCACGCUGGGCUGGGCCUGGCUGAUGGCACAGAGAGCCCUGCAUGCUCACAAUUCCCCUGCUGUCCCUCCUGCACCCACAGGUGGGGGUCACCUGCCCAGGACCCAGCAGCAGCAGCAGCAGUGGGAGGUCCUGCACUCCCUUGCAGCCCGUGGGGACAGGCCACCUCCGUGCUGCAGGGCUGGGGACAGCACCAUUGGCAGCAGGGCCCUCACCUUGGCGUGUCUGGGCUCUGCUGAAGAGGCAGCUCUGCCAAAGGAAGGGCAGGCUGUGACAUGGAGAUCAAGUGCCUGUGUGAGGGACCCCCAGCCCUGGGACGUUUGGUGUUCACCUCAGUGUGGUCAGUGUGGGGUGCACACACCCCUGUGUGUACACGCAUUACAUGUGUCUGGGAGGGGCUGUGCACAGGUGUUUUAUUAAAGCUGAAGGUUGUUUAGUUUGUGA
Lonchura striata (white-rumped munia) is the source of this 1726-nucleotide messenger RNA. It is a transcript of the gene G6PC1, whose product is annotated as glucose-6-phosphatase catalytic subunit 1. Gene Ontology annotation, cellular component: membrane. Gene Ontology annotation, molecular function: glucose-6-phosphatase activity. The record is from RefSeq and is a predicted model, not a curated record. Lineage: Eukaryota; Metazoa; Chordata; Aves; Passeriformes; Estrildidae. Gene Ontology annotation, biological process: gluconeogenesis; glucose 6-phosphate metabolic process.